CAAAAUUCAAAAUAACCGAGAAGUCCGUCACUUUCCUUCAUUUUUACGAAUUUUGAGCAAACAUGGUUUUAAGAAAAUUUUUGUACUGCUGGCCUCUGAAAUAUGGCGUUGUUACAGUGGGCAUUGCCUUUGGACUAGCGGACUUCAUCGUGGGCAGCAUUGGGUGGGAUAUGGUUAUCUCAAACAAAUAUCCGAACUACGUGGUCGAGUUCUUUAGAACCAUGGACACCCAAAUCUGCGUGGCCGGAUUUGCAACCCUGUUCUGGCUCAUGAUGCUCGACCACUUUCUUCUGAUCUACGCCGUGUUUUACAACAAACUUCUGAUUAUCGGAACCUGGCUGUUGAUAAACUACAUGGUAUUUUUGUUCACCCUCGUCACCGUGCUGUUGGAUGGCUUGCUGAUCCUCAGAAUAAUUGCCCUCGGAUACUGCUUGAUCGUGGUGAAGUCCUAUUAUAGUGAGUUGACUACGGGUGUGGACGUAGAUUCCGAGUCCAGCGAAGGAGCCAUUAGUAAUGACAACGAAUCGAAUCCCUAAAUCGUGAAAAUUAAUUAAUUAGAGUAGCAAUAAAUUCGUUUGUGGAAGUAAAA
Molecule: messenger RNA, 589 nt
Organism: Drosophila yakuba
Lineage: Eukaryota; Metazoa; Arthropoda; Insecta; Diptera; Drosophilidae
Exons: 3
Coding region: 63-536 (157 amino acids)
Source: RefSeq, a predicted model, not a curated record